This is a messenger RNA of Cannabis sativa, 507 nucleotides long. RefSeq lists its product as uncharacterized. NCBI's taxonomy places the organism in Eukaryota, Viridiplantae, Streptophyta, Magnoliopsida, Rosales, Cannabaceae. The transcript has 4 exons. The record is from RefSeq and is a predicted model, not a curated record. The coding region runs from base 1 to 507 and encodes 168 amino acids.
AUGAAAUCUGUUUUUGAGAUGAACAAGAAGUCGGACAUUCUUAUUGAGUCAUCCCAAGGUGGUCCCACUCACAAUGGAUCUCAGUCUGAAGAUGCUCUUCGUACUUCAGAAAAUGAGGAUGAUGAAGAUUCCACUUCGGAGGAAGACGAGGAUGAUAAAUUCGACGAUGACAAAGGAGAUGAUCAUCAUGACGAUGAAACUGAUGAUGAUGAUGAUGAUCUGGGUGGAGAUGGUGUUGGUGCUGGUCAGGAUGAGGCUCACACGGGCGAUGUUCGUAACGAUGAGGGUGUUGUUGUCCCCGCGGUUGUUUCGAGGGAUGAUGAUACCGGCAAGGUCGAUGAUGCCAAGAAUUCUGACCCUGUGGAACCUAUUGCAGAGAUCAAACAGCCUGAUCAGUCUCAAGGUGGGGAGGAGAACAUUGAUGUUGAUGCAACAAUUGCAUCUGCUGUUAAAGCUGUGGAGAAUUUGGUUUAUUGGUUCCUCAACUCAUGCCCCUGCUCCUGUUGA